Phytophthora nicotianae INRA-310 is the source of this 2004-nucleotide messenger RNA. RefSeq lists its product as hypothetical. Gene Ontology annotation, biological process: protein targeting to chloroplast. Gene Ontology annotation, cellular component: chloroplast outer membrane. Bases 198 to 1871 code for a protein of 557 amino acids. NCBI's taxonomy places the organism in Eukaryota, Oomycota, Peronosporomycetes, Peronosporales, Peronosporaceae. The record is from RefSeq and is a predicted model, not a curated record. The transcript has a single exon. Gene Ontology annotation, molecular function: protein binding; chloroplast targeting sequence receptor activity.
UGGGUGCUCGCAAACGAAUACAUGUACAUUUUUGUACCAAGUUGAAGUUGUCACAAAAAGUAUCCAUUCAAAGUGGCUGCUUCGCGCGUCCAACAUUGCAUCGUCUCACAAGUCUCCAAAAAACAUUAGUUCGCGUCAACCAAGACAAGUCUCACUUCACAUUUUACCUCACAACCAUCAAUUCACAUUAAUCGAACAUGCCCAUUCCCCGCAACGACUUCCUCGUGUUGUGGAAACUCUCCAGAUCUGGCGACGAGGUCAAAAUCCAAGACGAAAUCGAGCAGUCAGACGCUGUAGCACGCAAUUUGGUGAACUUCAAGCAUCACCGCAAGGGCACCACGCCGCUCAUGGAGGCUGCUGCUUGCAGGGGCGGCGAACCGGUUGUAGCCAAGCUCAUUGCAGCCGGCGCUGACGUCAACGACGUCGACGAUACCAAGGUCAAGAACACUGCACUGCACUACGCUGCAAUGACCAACCGAGACCCAUUAACUACCGAGACGCUGUUGGAGGCAGGAGCAGACGCCUUUGCCGUCAAUCGCAAGGGCUUCACGCCACUGGACGUCGCCCGCCAAAACGGCCGCAAGGCAGUCGGCGCUGUGCUAAUGGACCACAUGAAAGUGCACGCUGGUUGGCUGUACUUGCGUGGCAAGUUUCGCUGGAAAAGACGCUGGGCAGUAGUGGUGGCUUGCAACAAACAGCGCACCUCCACUGAGCUCUGUAUCUUCCGUCGACAGGGUAAUUUGCGUCCGGAUUUAGUGAUGCUCAUCGACGAAUCAGCACGAGUGGCACAUUUCCCAUCGACAGACAGCUACUCGUGGCUUAAGCGCGACAAUGCCUUUGUCUUCGACAAACCUGUCAUGUGUCACCGCAUUAAGGGGCAGAAGUUCACACGCGCGCCUAUUUGCAGGAAAACCAUGAGUCUGGAUGACGUGCAGACGCUCCACUACGUAUUCGCCGCAGACACGUUGAACAACCUGGCUCAAUGGCGCCGCGUGCUGCAGAGCUCCAACUUCUGCUCGCGUGAGAGUCGAUCAUCGUUGUAUCGGACAUCGCUAGUCGACACGCAGAAUGGAGAACUGUACUACUGGCCGCACGAACUGGUCGAGAAUUUGCGCAGCUCGAUCUUGAGAGAGCAGGAACAACAAAGAGAAGAAGCUAACGACCCACUAUACCAGCGUCUUCGCGCAACACUCGAGCAGCGCCAAGCAGAGCCUGCUCCGGCAGCUCAACAAGCCCCGCAACCGCCACGAACCCCAACACAGCCUCCUCCAUCGUACGAGGAAUCAGUCGAUGAGCUGCCGCCUAACUUUCAGAGGCGAGCUACACCUGCUCAACAUGUUGACCAGUCCAGGGCCGUAGAUAAUCGCGAUCGAAGCCGAGUUCACUUUACACCCACCCAGCCAGUCAAGUACGUCGAAGUGCCGUUGGCAGCACAGCACCCGUACAUCGAUGGGCAGGAGACCAACUCGAGUGUCAGUAUCGUCACCGGAAGCGAGUUUGAUACCGCCGGUCCCGAGUUUGCCACCGGGAUCAUGCUAUUAACCGAUAGUGAGUCGCAUGCAUCUCAGCCCCAGCAAAGUUCAAAUCAGGAACAGGAGAACGACGACAGAGCAAAAGAAAUUGAGCCACAAAACCAACAAGAAGAGUCACCGCAACCUACUGAAGAUUCUGGUGAGCAAGAGCAGCAGUCUUCCGAGUCCGAGCCCGAUCUAUGCGGAAUCUGCGAUGUGGCACGACGAAAUGGUAUUUGCACGCCAUGCGGACACCAAGCCGGCUGCACCGGUUGCCUCAAGACUAUCAUGCGCACGUCAAAGGGGGGCUGUCCGACGUGCCACAUGCCCGUGCGUUCGGUGCUGAAGGUACACGACUAAGGUAUUGCUGUGGUAGUAGCAAGAAGAUAAACUUACCAACGGAAGGAUAGUUCUAUUGAAGUACGUGGAAGUUAGUGUAAACAGUUUUUAUGCGAAUCUAAUAAGUUACCAUAGUAUACCACGACAUCAUCUU